This is a messenger RNA of Pezoporus flaviventris, 1688 nucleotides long. RefSeq names its product UPF3A regulator of nonsense mediated mRNA decay (gene UPF3A). The record is from RefSeq and is a predicted model, not a curated record. NCBI's taxonomy places the organism in Eukaryota, Metazoa, Chordata, Aves, Psittaciformes, Psittacidae. Bases 79 to 1479 code for a protein of 466 amino acids. Gene Ontology annotation, molecular function: telomeric repeat DNA binding. Gene Ontology annotation, biological process: positive regulation of translation; nuclear-transcribed mRNA catabolic process, nonsense-mediated decay. Gene Ontology annotation, cellular component: cytoplasm; nucleolus. The transcript has 10 exons.
UUCUCGCGAGGUUUCCGCUCGGCUGCGGGCGGUAGUGGGGUCUCCGUGCGGUCGGAGCGGGAGCCCGGGCCGGGGUUCAUGAGGGGUGGCGGCCGCGAGAAGUGGUCCAUGGACAUCCCGCUGCGGCGGGAGUCUCCGCGUCGCGACACAGAGGCUCCGCCAAACCAGCUACCGCCGCCAGCACCACCUUCCCCGCCCUCCCCGCUGCUGCCGGCGCCGGGUAGACAGCGAGAUGAGAAAAAAACGGCUCUGAGCAAAGUAGUUAUUCGACGCCUUCCUCCUUGUCUAACUAAGGAGCAGCUGGAGGAACAGCUACAUCCUCUCCCUGCCCAUGAUUAUUUUGAGUUUUGCACUGCUGAUCCCAGCCUUUAUCCUCAUCUCUACUCAAGAGCAUACAUUAACUUUAGAAAUCCUGAGGACAUCCUUCUUUUUAGAGAUCGCUUUGAUGGCUAUGUCUUCAUUGAUAAUAAAGGUUUGGAGUAUCCUGCAGUGGUUGAAUUUGCUCCAUUCCAGAAGAUUUCAAAAAAGAAGCUGAAGAAGAAAGAUGCUAAAGCUGGGAGCAUUGAAGACGAUCCAGAAUAUAGGAAAUUUUUAGAGAGUUAUUGUGCUGAUGAAGAGAAAAUCUGUGCCAAUCCUGAGAUUCUUUUGGGAGAGAUUGAGGCCAAAACAAGGGAACUCAUUGCUAGAAGAACAACACCCCUUUUGGAAUAUAUUAAAAAUAGAAAAUUAGAAAAGCAGAGAAUACGAGAAGAGAAAAGAGAAGAACGAAGGCGGAGAGAACUGGAGAAGAAACGUCUGCGGGAGGAAGAGAAAAGGAAGCGCAGAGAAGAAGAAAGACGUAAAAGAAAGGAAGUGGAAAAGCAGAAGAAAAUCUCUGAAAAAGAAAUAAGGAUCAAGCUUCUCAAGAAGCCUGAAAAAGGAGAUGAACUGGCCAGUGAAAAGCACAAAGAAAAAGGUGAAGAAGCUGACAUUGAGGAAAACAAAUGGGAAAAAUCACCUGGAUCUGGGAGUAUAAGAUCCAAGUCUUUGGAGGGUUCACUAAAAGACCUUAAAGAAAAGUCACAAAAUGACAGUGACAAAGAGCAAAGAGAUUUGGAGAGAAGAUUUCGAGAAAAAGAACCUGAGAGACAAAGGAUCGCCCAGCCAUGCAGUUAUACCAGCCAGGAGCUCGCAUUCGAACACAUACGGGAUGUACAAGUAAAACCUAUGACUGCAGUGGGAGACCUUUUGAAGAUGCUCUUGAUAAAAGGUAUGAGGCAGAUAAUUCAGCUGGAGGGGGUUCUGAGAAGAGUGAAGAACCAGAAUAAAACAAACUGGAGGAAAGACUUGUGGAAAGGGAUGAACUUAAGAUUCAGUGUCACUACACAAAAACCCAUGGGGCAGUUCCAGAACUCCACAGGUGAUUGCAUCAACAAAAUCAGCAUAGUUCUGCCUCUUACUUUCUGUAAAGUAAAUGGAAGAGUGACUGGAAAUGUUUAACUCACUGCAAAGGAAUAUUGUUACUUUUUUACAAAAAGCAGCGCAAACACUAUUUGCCUAAUUUAAAAGCAGUUCAAUAUUUUAUUAGAUUUAAUUUGAAAACCUCUAAUACUUUUAGAGAAGUAUUUAUACAAGAUUUUUCAGAAGCUAUUCCACCUUUUCAAGCCUAAAGAGAUGAAGGGUUGAUUUUCAUCCAUUUGAAAUCUGAG